This is a messenger RNA of Tripterygium wilfordii, 2419 nucleotides long. Its product is annotated as protein indeterminate-domain 5, chloroplastic-like. The coding region runs from base 317 to 2179 and encodes 620 amino acids. Gene Ontology annotation, molecular function: DNA-binding transcription factor activity. Gene Ontology annotation, cellular component: nucleus. NCBI's taxonomy places the organism in Eukaryota, Viridiplantae, Streptophyta, Magnoliopsida, Celastrales, Celastraceae. The transcript is spliced from 4 exons. The record is from RefSeq and is a predicted model, not a curated record.
AUCUGCCAUUUAUAAAAAAGCUGUGGAGUACUGAAAGAAAAAAUAUUUAUAUAAUAUUUCUAUGGGUUUCUCCUUCUCUUUUUCUUCUUGCUUUCUCUACAUCUCUUUUGCUUCAUUUGAGAUGUUUUUCCUCUUUUAGGGUUCUAAUCAAUCAAUCCUCAGAAACUCCGAAUUGCCCGUUUUCUGGCUUUUUGAGAUUCAAAAGUUAAGAGGAAAUCUCAAAUUUUGCAUGUAGGGUGGUUGAAUUGCUUUUUUGUGAAAUAGAAAGAAGAUUAUAUAUAGCUGAAGAAAUUAAUUUAGGUACUGAUUGAAAGAUAUGGCCGCUCCUUCUUCGUCGGUGCCAGUCCCGUUCUUUGGAAUCUCAAGAGAAGAGGAUCAAAACCACGAGAUGACAAGACAACAUUCCUCAACUUCUACUCCAAAUUCUUCAAGUUUAGCUCCUGCUCCUCCGCCGCAAAAGAAAAGAAGAAACCAACCUGGAACACCAAAUCCAGAUGCAGAAGUGAUAGCACUAUCUCCCAAGACACUAAUGGCAACAAACAGGUUCAUAUGUGAGGUAUGCAAUAAAGGGUUUCAAAGGGAGCAAAACCUACAACUCCACAGAAGAGGACACAACCUCCCUUGGAAGCUUAGGCAGAAGACAACAAAGGAGGUGAAGAGGAAAGUUUAUUUGUGCCCUGAACCCACUUGUGUUCACCAUGAACCUUCUAGGGCUCUUGGUGACCUCACCGGGAUCAAGAAACACUACUCAAGAAAACAUGGUGAGAAGAAGUGGAAGUGUGAGAAGUGCUCAAAGAGGUAUGCUGUUCAGUCUGAUUGGAAAGCACACUCUAAGACUUGUGGCACUAGAGAGUACAGAUGUGAUUGUGGCACUCUCUUCUCAAGGCGUGAUAGUUUCGUCACUCAUAGGGCUUUUUGUGAUGCAUUGGCACAAGAAAGUGGAAGAAACCCUCCUGCAGCCUCCUUGAGCACAAUUGGGAGCCACUUGUAUGGAAACAACAACAACACCACCACCAACAUGAACGUAGGCUUCUCAUCAUCUCAACUUCAAAAUCAAACUAGCCAUGUUAGUGACAUCUUAAGGCUCGGUGGAGAUUUCGGCCGGACCGGAGGACGGUUUGAUCAUAUCCUUCCUCCAUCCAUGGGUUCUUCAUCUUCGCCGUUUCGGGCCCCACAACAGCAGCCUCUUUCAUCCUCUCCGUUCUUCAUGCAAGAAACAAAUCAAUCCUACCAUCAUGAGGGAGUACUAUCACACCAAUCUCAACCCCAAAGCACCAAGCAGCAGCCAUUUCAUGGACUAAUGCAGUUUCCUCCUCCUCAUGAUCUCGAAACUAACACAAACAACACCAAUCUCUUCCACCUAAGCUUUAUCUCCAAUUUUGGUAGUAGCACAACAAGUAACACCAACAAUUCCAACAACAAUAUCAAUGGUGUACCCUCUUCAGGCUUGCUUGUUUCCGAUCAUUUCAACGCCCAAAACGACAAUGCUGUCGACGUUUUAAUCGGUGGAGAUCAUCAUCAAAUCAGCUCGGCUGUUCCUUCUCUCUUCAGCUCCUCAUCGUUUCAAAACGCCAAUGUAAUGCAACAUAUGUCAGCCACUGCAUUGCUUCAAAAGGCAGCUCAAAUGGGUUCAAGCACUACUACUACUUCUCCAAGCAACAACAACAAUGAGAGAUCAUCGCCAUUGUUGAUGAGAAGCUUUGUUAGCUCUUCUUCAAGUAAUACUACUAGUGGUAGUGGUGCCAAAAAUGAAAGAUCAUCACCAUCACCGCUUGUUAGUGCUAACUUUGGUGGUUUAUAUGGAGAAAGUUUGAACCAUGAGAGUCAUCUACAAGACCUAAUGAAUUCAUUUGCUGCUGCCUCUGGUAAUUCUUCCAUAUUCGGAGAAAACCCUUUUGUUCCUAAUUACGAUCCUAAUAACAACAAAGGUGGUUCAGAUCAAGAGAAGCAUAAUGUGCAUGUGAAUGUGAGCUCUGGUGGGUCAGACAGGUUGACCAGAGACUUUCUUGGUGUUGGUCAAAUUGUUAAAGGAGCUAGUCAGCAUAUUCAACAACAACAGCAGCAUGGCAUGGAAAUGGGUUCCUCCUCCUCCACCUUGAAUUUAGAGGGAAAUAAUAUUAAUAUUAGUCCGCCGGCAAGAAGCCAGUCUUUUGGAGGAGCCAACAAUAAUUUUCAGUGAAGCAAAAUCAAAAAAAGGCAUUGUGAGCUGUUUUUGGAUGGAAUGGACGUGCGAGGCUUUUGCAGAGAGAGCUUACUGUCGAACCUUUUUUGUGUUUCUUUUCAAUUAUCUUCUGUGUUUUUUUGUAGUGUAAUGGGGAGUGUAACAGUGGCCUUAAGUGGCAACUUCUUUAAAGUGAUCAUAUUUUGGAUGUUGAGUUAAGUAUCAACUUCUUGAAUUCUGGUUAUAAAACCCUUUUUG